Trichechus manatus latirostris (Florida manatee) is the source of this 13065-nucleotide messenger RNA. It is a transcript of the gene FAT2, whose product is annotated as FAT atypical cadherin 2. Gene Ontology annotation, biological process: homophilic cell-cell adhesion. Gene Ontology annotation, cellular component: plasma membrane; catenin complex. The record is from RefSeq and is a predicted model, not a curated record. Gene Ontology annotation, molecular function: cadherin binding; calcium ion binding. The transcript is spliced from 23 exons. NCBI's taxonomy places the organism in Eukaryota, Metazoa, Chordata, Mammalia, Sirenia, Trichechidae. The coding region runs from base 1 to 13065 and encodes 4354 amino acids.
AUGACUAUUGCCUUGCUGGGUUUUGCCUUUUUCUUGCUCCACUGUGUGACCUGUGAGAAGCCCCUAGCAGGGAUCAUCUCCUUUUCAGCUUGGCACUUCACCCACCCGCUUUACAACACCACGAUCUAUGAAAACUCUGCUCCAAAGACCUACGUGGAGAGCUCCAUGAAGAUGGGCAUCUACCUCGCGGAGCCUCAGUGGGCAGUGAAGUACAGGAUCAUCUCUGGGGAUGUGGCUAAUGUGUUUAAAACAGAGGAGUACGUGGUGGGCAACUUCUGCUUUCUGAGAAUAAGGACAAGAAGCAGCAACACUGCCCUUCUGAACAGGGAGGUGCAAGAUAGCUACACCCUCAUCAUCCAAGCCACAGAGAAGACCUUGGAGCUUGAAGCAUUGACCCGUGUGGUGGUCCACAUCCUGGACCAGAAUGACCUGAAACCCCUCUUCUCCCCACCUUCAUACAAAGUCACCAUCUCUGAGGACACACCCCUCAAGAGCCCCAUCUGCAAGGUGACUGCCACAGAUGCUGACCUGGGCCAGAACGCCGAGUUCUACUACACCUUUAAUACAAGGUCAGAGAUGUUUGCCAUCCAUCCCACCAGUGGCGUGGUGACUGUAGCUGGGAAGCUUAAUGUCACCUGGCGAGGGAAGUAUGAACUCCAGGUGCUGGCUGUAGACCGCAUGCGGAAAAUCUCGGAUGGCAAUGGGUUUGGCAACUUGGCUGCACUCAUCAUCCAGGUGGAGCCUGCCCUCCAGAAGCCCCCAGCCAUUGCCUCGGUAGUAGUGACUCCACCAGAGGGCAACGAGGCCACUACCUAUGCUACCGUAGUGGUGGAUGCCAACAGCUCAGGAUCUGACGUGGACUCAGUGGAAAUUGUUGGUGGUGAUCCUGGAAAGCACUUCAAAGCGAUCAAAUCUUAUGCCCAGAGCAAUGAGUUCAGUUUGGUGUCCGUCAAAGGCAUCAAUUGGAUGGAGCACCUUCAUGGAUUCAACCUCAGCCUCCAGGCAAGGAGCAAGAGCAGACCUGCAUUUUAUUCUCAGAUUCGGGGCUUUCACCUACCCCCUUCCAAACUGGCUUCCCUCAAAUUUGAGAAGGCUGUUUACAGAGUGAAGCUUAGUGAGUUUUCCCCUCCUGGCAGCCGUGUGGUGAUGGUGAAAGUAACCCCAGCCUUCCCCAACCUGCGCUAUGUUCUAAAGCCAUCCUCAGACAAUGCAGGGUUUAAACUUAAUGCUCACACUGGGAUGAUCACUACUACAAAGCUCCUGGACUUCCAUGACCAAGCCCACUACCAGCUACACAUCAAAACCUCACUAGGCCUGGCCUCCACCACAGUGGUCAUCGACAUAAUGGACUGUAACAAUCAUGCCCCCAUCUUCAACAGAUCUUCUUAUGCUGCCACCUUUGAUGAGAACAUUCCUCCAGGCACCAGUGUUUUGACUGUUACUGCCACAGACCAGGAUCAUGGGGAGAAUGGAUAUGUCACCUAUUCCAUUGCUAGACCAAAAGCCAUACCCUUUUCUAUUGACCCUUACCUGGGGAUCAUCUCUACCUCCCAAGCCAUGGACUAUGAGCUCAUGAAAAGAAUUUAUACCUUCCGGGUAUGGGCAUCAGACUGGGGAUCCCCAUUUCGCCGGGUGAAGGAAGUGUUCAUUUAUCUUAGGCUCAAUAACUUAAAUGACAACCAGCCUGUGUUUGAGGAAGUCAACUGCACUGUGUCUAUCCAUAAGGACUCACCAGUAAGGAGAUCGAUAAUGAACAUAUCAGCCAUAGAUGUGGAUGAGCUUCAGAAUCUGAAAUAUGAGAUAGUAUCUGGCAAUGAACUAGGGUAUUUUGAUAUAAAUCAUUUCUCUGGAGAGAUAUCCCUCAACCGUGCUUUUAUGAAUCGUACUGUUGGUCAACCCACCAACUAUUCCUUGCAAAUUACAGCCUCAGAUGGGGAAUACUAUGCCUUGCCCACCACUUUGAAUAUUACCGUGGUAAAGGACCCUCAUUUUGAGGUCCCUGUGACAUGUCAGAAAAGAGGAGUCUUGGCACAGAUCACAAAGACCAUCAUUCUCCACUCUGUUGGGCUUCAAAACCAGGAGUCCAAUGCUGAGGAGUUCACAUUCUUAAACACAUAUCAGAUCAAUCAUCACACCCCUCAGUUUGAGGACCACCUCCCCCAGUCUAUUGACAUCCUUGAGUAUGUUCCUGUCAAUACCCCCCUGGCCUAUCUGGCAGCCACUGACCCUGAUGCUGGCUUUAACGGAAAACUGGUCUACAUGAUUGCAGAUGGUAAUGAGGAGGGCUGCUUUGACAUUGAGCUGGAGACAGGGCUGCUCAGUGUGGCUGCUCCCUUGGACUAUGAAGCCAUCAGUUUCUUCAUCCUCAAUAUAACAGUGUAUGACCUAGGCACUCCCCAAAAGUCCUCCUGGAAGCUGCUGACAGUGAAUGUGAUAGACUGGAAUGACAAUGCACCCAGAUUCCCUCCUGGUGGGUACCAGGUAACUAUAUCAGAGGACACAGAAGUUGGGAGCACAAUUGCAGAGCUGAAAGCAAAAGAUGCUGACUCAGAGGACAAUGGGCGGGUCCGCUACACCCUGUUAAGUCCCACAGAGAAGUUCUCCCUCCACCCCCUCACUGGGGAACUGGUUGUCACAGGACAUUUGGACCGGGAAUCAGAAUCUCAGUAUAUACUCAAAGUGGAGGCCCGGGACCAGCCCAGGAAGGGCCACCAGCUCUUCUCUGUCACUGACCUGGUAGUCACAUUGGAAGAUGUCAAUGACAACUCUCCCCAGUGCUUCACAGAACUCAGCAGGCUCAAGGUCCCAGAGGACCUGCCCCCGGGAACUAUCCUGACAUUUCUGGAUGCCUCUGAUCCUGACUUAGGCCCUGCGGGAGAAGUGCAAUAUCUUCUGUUGGAUGAUAUCCAUGGGACCUUCCGGGUGGACCUGACAACUGGAGCACUCAGUCUGGAGAAAGAGCUGGACUUUGAAAGGCGGGCUGGCUACAAUCUAAGCCUGUGGGCCAGUGAUAGUGGGAAGCCUCUGGCCCGCAGGACCCUCUGCCACGUGGAGGUGAUAGUCCUGGAUGUGAAUGAGAAUCUCCAUCCUCCACGCUUUACCUCCUUCGUGCACCAGGGCCAGGUGCAGGAGGAUAGCCCCUUGGGAACCCAGGUGAUAGUAGUGGCUGCCCAUGACGAUGACAGUGGCUUGGAUGGGGAGAUCCAGUACUUCUUGCGGGCUGGUGUGGGCCUUGCAGCCUUCAGCAUCAACCAAGACACAGGAGUGAUUCAGACUAUGGCACCCCUUGACCGAGAAUUUAUAUCCUACUACUGGCUGACUGUACUAGCAGUGGACAGGGGCUCCGUGCCCCUCUCUUCGGUGACUGAAGUCUACAUUGAGGUUACAGAUGUCAAUGACAAUCCACCCCAGAUGUCCAGACCUGUGUUCUACCCCUCCGUCCGGGAGGAUGCACCCUUGAACACCUCUGUGCUUCACCUGGAUGCCUGGGACCCAGACAACAGCUCCAACGGGAAGCUGACCUUCAACAUCACCAGUGGGAACCAUAUGGGGUUCUUUGUUAUACAUCCUGUCACGGGUCUCCUUUUCACAGCUAGGAAGCUGGACCGAGAGAACAAGGAUGAACACAUCCUGGAGGUAACCGUGCUGGACAAUGGGGAGCCCCCCCUAAAGUCCACCUCCAGGGUGGUGGUGCGUGUCUUGGAUGUCAACGACAACCCACCUGUGUUCUCCCACAAACUCUUCAAUGUCCGCCUUCCAGAGAGGCUGAAGUUGGCGGCCCCUGGUCCUGUGUACAGGCUGGUAGCUUCAGACUUGGAUGAGGGUCUUAAUGGCAGGGUCACCUACACUAUAGAGGAGAGUGACGAGGAGGGCUUCAGUAUCGACCCAGUCACAGGCGUGGUGUCAUCCAGCAACACCUUUGCAGCUGGGGAGUACAACAUCCUAACAAUCAAGGCUACAGACAGUGGACAGCCACCGCUCUCAGCCAGUGUCAGGCUACACAUCGAGUGGAUCCUUCAGCCCCGGCCCUCCUCCAUACCCCUGGCCUUUGAGGAGACCCACUACAGCUUUACGGUCAUGGAGACGGACCCUGUGAACCACAUGGUGGGGGUCAUCAGUGUUGAGGGCCGUCCCGGCCUCUUCUGGUUCGACAUCUCAGGUGGGGAUACGGACAUGGACUUUGACAUUGAGAAGACCAUGGGCAGCAUCAUCAUCGCCAGGCCCCUCGAUACGCGGAGGAAGGCGAGCUACAACUUGACUGUGGAGGUGACAGAUGGGUCCCACGUCAUUGCCACCCAGGUCUAUAUUUUCAUGGUAGCCAACAUUAACCACCAUCGGCCCCAGUUUCUGGAGUCUCAUUAUGAGGUCAGAGUUCCCCAGGACACACUGCCAGGCGUUGAGCUGCUCCAAGUCCAGGCCACAGAUCAAGACAAGGGCAAGGGUCUCAUCUACACCAUACAUGGCAGCCAAGACCCCAGAAGUGCCAGCCUCUUCCAGCUUGACCCGAGCAGUGGUGUCUUGGUAACUGUGGGGAAACUGGACCUGGGCUCGGGGCCCUCCAAGCACACACUGACGGUUAUGGUUCGAGACCAGGAAAUGCUGAUAAAGAGGAACUUUGUGUGGGUGACCAUCCAUGUGGAGGAUGGAAACCUCCACCCACCCCACUUCACCCAGCUCCACUAUGAGGCAAGUGUCCCUGACACCACACCCCCUGGCACAGAUCUGCUACAGGUCCGAGCCAUAGAUGAGGACCGGGGAGCCAAUGCUGAGGUCUACUACUCUCUCCAGAAAGGGAACAGCGAGGGUUUCUUCAGGGUCAAUGCCCUACUAGGCAUCAUCACUGUAGCCCAGAAACUCAAUCAGGCAAAUCAUGGCCGGCACACUCUGACAGUGAAGGCGGAAGAUCAAGGCUCCCCACAGCGUCAUGACCUGGCUACAGUGGUCAUUCACGUCUACCCCUCACAUAGCAGUGCCCCCAUCUUUUCAAAAGCUGAGUACUUUGUAGAAAUCCCUGAAUUAAUUCCUGUUGGCUCCCCGAUCCUUCUUGUCUCAGCUACAAGCUACUCUGAAGUCACCUAUGAGUUAAGAGAGGGAAACAAGAAUGGUGUAUUUUCCAUGAACUCAUAUUCUGGCCUCAUCUCCACCCAGAAGAGCUUGGACCAUGAGAAAAUCUCAUCUUACCAGUUGAAAAUCCGAGGCAGCAAUAUGGCAGGUGCGUCAGCUGAUGUCAUGGUGCUUGUUUACAUAAUUGAUGAAAAUGACAAUGCACCCAUGUUCUCAAAGCUGACUUUUGUGGGCCAAAUUAGUGAAGCUGCCCCAUUGCACAGCAUGGUUAUGGAUGAGAACAACAGCCCCUUUGUGAUUCGUGCCACUGACAGUGACAAAGAAGCUAAUUCCUUGCUGGUCUAUAAAAUCUUGGAGCCAGAAGCCUCGAAGUUUUUCAAAAUUGAUCCCAGCAUGGGAACGCUGACCACUGUAUCAGAGAUGGAUUACGAGAGCACGCCUUCUUUCCAAUUCAGUGUCUAUGUCCAUGACCAAGGAAACCCCAUCUUAUUUGCACCCAGGCCUGCCCAGGUCAUUAUCAAUGUCAGAGACGUGAAUGACUCUCCUCCCAGGUUCUUAGACUCGAUAUAUGAAGUAGCAGUUGUCGGACCCACCCAUCAGGGAAUGGAACUCCUCGUGGUGCAGGCCAGUGACGAUGACUCAGAAAUCACUUAUAGCAUCAAAACUGGCAAUGCUGAUGAAGCUGUCACCAUCCAUCCCAUCACUGGCCUCAUAUCUGUACUGAAUCCUGCUUUCUUGGGACUCUCUCGGGAGCUCACCAUCAGAGCUUCUGAUGGCCUGUAUCACGACACUGCGCUGGUAAAAAUUACUUUGACCCAAGCCCUCAACACAAGCUUACAAUUUGAUCAGGAUGUCUACAGGGCAGCAGUAAAGGAGAACUUGCAGAACAGGAAGGCACUGGUGAUUCUUGGUGUCCAAGGCAAUCACUUGAACGAUACCCUUUCCUACUUCCUCUUGAAUGGCACAGAUAUGUUUUGUAUGAUCAGGUCAGCAGGUGUGUUGCAGACAAGAGGUGUGGCGUUUGACCGGGAGCAGCAGGACAUUCAUGAGGUGGCUGUGGAAGUGAGAGACAAUCGGACCCCUCAGCGGGUGGCUCAGGCUGUGGUCAGAGUUUCUGUUGAGGAUGUCAAUGACAAUCCCCCUGAAUUUCAGCAUCUGCCCUACUACACCAUCAUCCAAGAUGGCACAGAACCAGGGGAUGUCCUGUUUCAGGUAUCUGCCACUGAUCAGGACUUGGGGGUAAGUGGGGUUGUCACAUAUGCAUUUGCAGAAGAUUACACAUAUUUCCGAAUUGACCCCUACCUUGGGGACAUAUCACUUAAAAAACCCUUUGAUUAUAAAGCUUUAAAUAAGUAUCGCCUCAAAGUCAUUGCUCGGGAUAGAGGAACCCCAUCCCUCCAGAGUGAGGAAGAGGUCCUUGUCACUGUGAGAAAUAAAUCCAACCCUUUGUUUCAGAGUCCUUACUACAAAGUCAGAGUACCUGAAAAUAUUACACUCUAUACCCCAAUCCUCCACACCCAGGCCCGGAGCCCAGAGGGACUCCGGCUCAUCUACAACAUUGUAGAGGAAGAGCCCUUGAUGUUGUUCACCACUGACUUCAAGACUGGUGUCCUAACGGUGACAGGACCUUUGGACUAUGAGUCUAAGACCAAACACAUAUUCACAGUCAGAGCCACAGAUACAGCUCUGGGGUCAUUUUCUGAAGCCACAGUGGAAGUCCUGGUUGAGGACAUCAAUGAUAACCCUCCCACUUUCUCCCAAUUGGUCUACACCACUUCAGUCUCAGAAGGCUUGCCUGCUCAAACCCCUGUGAUCCAACUGUUGGCUUCUGACCAGGACUCAGGGCAGAACCGUGAUGUCUCCUAUCAGAUUGUGGAGGAUGGGUCGGAUGUUUCCAAAUUCUUCCAAAUCAAUGGGAGUACAGGAGAAAUGUCCACAGUUCAAGAGUUGGAUUAUGAAGCUCAACAACACUUUCACGUGAAGGUCAGGGCCAUGGAUAGAGGAGACCCUCCACUCACUGGUGAAACCCUUGUGGUUGUCAAUGUUUCUGACAUCAAUGACAACCCCCCAGAGUUCCAGCAACCCCAGUAUGAGGCCAAUGUCAGUGAGCUAGCAACCUGUGGACACUUGGUUCUCAAAGUCCAAGCUCUUGACCCUGACAGCAGGGACACCUCCUGCCUGGAGUAUCUGAUUCUUUCUGGCAAUGAGGACCGGCACUUCUCCAUUAAUAGUUCAUCAGGAAUCAUUUCGAUGUUCAACCUUUGCAAAAAGCACCUGGACUCUUCUUACAAAUUGAGGGUAGGUGCUUCUGAUGGGGUCUUCCGAACAGUUGUGCCAGUGUAUAUCAACACUACAAAUGCAAACAAGUACAACCCAGAGUUCCAGCAGCAUGUUUAUGAGGCAGAAUUAGCAGAAAAUGCAAAGGUGGGAACCAAGGUUAUCGAGUUGCUAGCCAUAGACAAAGAUAGUGGUCCCUAUGGCACUGUAGAUUAUACCAUCAUCAACAAACUAGCAGGUGAGAAGUUCUCCAUAAACCCAAGUGGCCAGAUCACCACUCUGCAGAAACUAGAUCGGGAAAACUCAACAGAAAGAGUCAUUGCUAUCAAGGUCAUGGCUCGGGAUGGAGGAGGAAGAGUGGCCUUCUGCACUGUGAAGAUCAUCCUCACAGAUGAAAAUGACAACCCUCCACAGUUCAAAGCAUCUGAGUACACUGUGUCCAUUCAGUCCAAUGUCAGUAAGGACUACCCAGUCAUCCAGGUGCUGGCCUAUGAUGCAGAUGAAGGUCGGAAUGCAGAUGUCACUUACUCAGUGGACUCAAUGGAGGACCUGGCUGAAGAGGUUAUUGAGGUCAACCCAACCACUGGUGUUAUCAAGGUGAAAGAGAGCCUGGUGGGAUUGGAAAACCGAGCGUUUGACUUCAAAAUCAAAGCCCAAGAUGGGGGCCCUCCUCACUGGGACUCACUGGUACCAGUACAACUUCAGGUGGUUUCUAAUGAAGCACCCUUGCCCAAAUUUUCUGAGCCCCUGUAUACUUUCUCUGCAUCUGAAGAUCUUCCAGAAGGUUAUGAUAUUGGCCUUGUUAAAGCAGUGGCUGCUCAAGAUCCAGUCAUCUACAGUCUAGUGCAGGGCACCACACCAGAGAGCAACAAGGAUGGUGUCUUCUCCUUGGACCGAAACACAGGGGUCUUAAAGGUGAGGAAGGCCAUGGACUAUGAGUCCACCAAGUGGUACCAGAUUGAUGUCAUGGCACAUUGCUCCCAUAAGGACACUGACUUGGUCUCCUUGGUCUCCAUUAACAUCCAAGUGAAGGAUGUCAAUGACAACAGGCCUAUUUUUGAGGCUGAUCCAUAUAAGGCCUUCCUCACUGAGAAUAUGCCAGUAGGGACCACAGUAAUUCAAGUGACUGCCAAUGACCAGGACACUGGGAGUGAUGGCCAAGUGAGCUACAGACUGGCAGUGGACCCUGGUAGCAAUGUCCAUGAGCUCUUUGCCAUUGACAGUGAGAGUGGCUGGAUCACCACCCUCCAGGAACUUGACAGCGAGACCCGCCAGACCUACUGCUUUUAUGUGGUGGCCUAUGACCAUGGCCGGACCCUCCAGCUGUCUUCUCAAGCACUGAUCGAGGUUUCCAUCACAGAUGAGAAUGACAAUGCUCCCCGAUUUGCUUCUGAAGACUACAGAGGAUUCGUGGUUGAGAAUAGUGAACCUGGUGAACUUGUGGCCACCCUGAAGACUCUGGAUGAUGAUAUCUCUGAGCAGAACAGACAGGUCACCUGCUACAUCACAGAGGGCGACCCUCUAGGCCAGUUUGGCAUCAGCCAAGUGGAGGAUGAGUGGAGGAUUUUCUCAAGGAAGACCCUGGACCGCGAGCUUGUGGCCAAGUACUUGCUCAGCGUUACAGCCUCUGACGGCAAAUUCCAGGCUUCAGUCCCCGUGGAGAUCUUUGUCCUGGACAUCAAUGAUAACAGCCCCCAGUGCUCACAGCUUCUCUAUGCCGGCAAAGUAAGUGAAGAUGUAGCUCCGGGACAUUUCAUUCUGAAAGUUUCUGCAACAGACUUGGACACUGACGCCAACGCUCAGAUCACGUAUUCUCUCCAUGGUCCCGGGUCCGAGGAGUUCAAGCUGGACGCCUAUUCAGGGGAGCUGACCACGCUUACAGCGUUAGACCGUGAGAAGAAGGAUGUGUACAACCUUGUUGCCAAGGCAACAGAUGGAGGCGGCCGGUCAUGCCAGGCAGAUGUGACCCUCCACGUGGAGGACGUGAAUGACAAUGCCCCACGGUUCUUCCCCAGCCACUGUUCUGUGGCUGUCUUCGACAACACCACAGUUAAGACCCCCGUGGCUGUGGUAUUUGCCCGGGAUCCUGACCAGGGCACCAAUGCCCAGGUGGUUUACUCUCUGACGGGAUCUGCCCAAGGCCACUUUUCCAUUGAGGCUACCACGGGCGUGAUCAGGCUGGAGAAGCCUCUGCGAGACAGGCCACAGGCUGUGCUGGAGCUCACGGUCCGUGCCUCUGACCUGGGCACCCCGACACCCCUCUCCACGCUGGGCACCGUCACAGUCUCCGUGGUGGGCCUGGAAGACUACCUGCCUGUCUUCCUUAGCACCGAGCACAACGUGCGGGUGCCUGAGAACGCCCAUCCCGGCACAGAGGUGCUGCAUCUGGCCACCCUCACUCGGCCGGGCGCUGAGAAGACAAACUACCGCAUCGUCAGUGGGAACGAGCAGGGCAGGUUCCGCCUGCAUGCUCACACAGGGAUCCUAUAUGUCAACAGGAGCUUGGACUUUGAGACAAGCCCCAAGUACUUCCUGUCCAUCGAGUGUAGCCGGAAGGCCUCUUCCUCCCUCAGUGACAUGACCACAAUCGUGGUCAACAUCACUGAUGUCAACGAACACCAGCCCAGGUUCCCCCAGGACCUGUACAGCGUGAGGGUCUUGGAGAACGCCAUCGUGGGGGACAUCAUCCUCACAGUGACAGCAACCGAUGAAGAUGGACCCCUCAAUAGUGUCAUCACCUAUAGCCUGGUAGGAGGGAACCAGCUUGGGCACUUCACUGUCCACCCCAAGACAGGAGCCCUACAGGUGGCCAAGGCCCUGGACUGGGAGCAGACUUCUAGCUACUUGCUGAGGCUCCGAGCCACAGACAGUGGACAGCCCCCACUCCAUGAGGACACAGAUAUCGACAUCCAAGUGGUUGAUGUCAACGAUAAUUCGCCUAGAUUCUUCCAGCUCAACUACAGCACCACCGUCCAGGAAAACUCCCCAGUCGGCAGCAAAGUCCUGCAGCUGAUCCUGAGUGACCCGGACUCCCCAGAGAAUGGCCCCCCCUACUCAUUCCGAAUCACCAAGGGGAACAUCGGCUUUGCCUUCCACGUGACCCCAGAUGGGUGGCUGGUAACCACUGCGGGCCUGAGCAGGAGGGUACAGGAAUGGUAUGAGCUUCAGAUCGAGGUGUCAGACAGCGGUGUCCCUCCCCUCUCCUCUUUGACAUCUGUCAGCGUCCAUGUCACAGAACAGAGCCACUACCCACCCUCUGCCCUCCCUCUGGAGAUCUUCAUCACCAUUGGAGAGGAGGAGUUCCAGGGUGGCAUGGUGGGGAAAAUCCAUGCCACCGACCGAGACCCCCAGGACACGCUGACCUACAGCCUGGCAGGAGAGGAGACCCUGGGCAGGCACUUCUCAGUGGGUGCCCCUGAUGGCAAGAUUAUCGCCGCCCAGGCACUGCCUCGUGGUCGCUACUCGUUCAACAUCACCGUCAGUGAUGGAACAUUCACUGCCACUGCUGGGGUCCAUGUCCAUGUGUGGCAUGUGGGCAGGGAGGCUCUGCAGCAGGCCAUGUGGAUGGGCUUCCACCAGCUCACCCCAGAGGAGAUGGUUAGUGACCACUGGCGGAACCUGCAGAGGUUCCUCAGCAACAAGCUGGGCAUCAAACGAGCCAACAUCCACUUGGCCAGCCUUCAGCCUGCAGAGGGCAUGGCUGGUGUAGAUGUGCUCCUGGUCUUUGAGGAACAUUCUGGAACCUUCUACAAGCUCCAGGAGCUGGCAUCCAUCAUCACUCGCUCGGCCAAGGAGAUGGAGCACUCAGUGGGAAUUCAAAUGAGGUCAACCAUGCCCGUGCUGCCCUGCCAGGGGCCAAGCUGCCAGGGGCAAAUCUGCCAAGAGACAGUGUACCUGGACCCCAAGGUUGGACCCACAUACAGCACAGCCAGGCUCAGCAUCCUGACCCCGCGACAUCGCCUGAAGAAGAACUGCUCCUGCAAUGGUACCGCUGUGAGGUUCAGUGGUCAGAGCUAUGUGCGUUACCAUCUCCCAGAGACCCAGAACUGGCACAUCAGUUUCCGUCUGAAAACGUUCCAGCCACAGGCCAUUGUGCUGUUCGCCAAUGGGACAGUGUCCGUCUUCCUAAGGUUGGUUGAUGGAGUGCUCCAGCUGGAAUACCGAUGCCCAGGUGGUUUCCAUGGAAACCUUUGUUCCUGGCGCCCUGUGAAUGACCAAGAGUGGCACUCCAUCCAGCUGGAGAAGACAUCCACCUCCACUCGCCUGUGGGUUGAUGGUGCAGUCAACAACUCCCUUGUGCUCCCAGAAAACUGCCAGGGCCUAGGGCCUAAAAGAGACCUUUUGCUGGGCAACCUUGUCCCCUUGCAGUCUUCCCAAAAUGUCUCCCAGGGCUUUGAAGGCUGUCUGGAUGCUGUCAUGGUCAACGGAGAGGCACUGGAGCUGCUAGUCCAUGGCAAGAAGGUGGCCCGCUUGCUGGAGAAGCAGGCCCUUACCCAGUGUUGCCCCCUCAGUGAUGACUGCAGCCAGAACCCAUGCCUCAAUGGUGGGAAGUGUUCCCAGACCCAUGGAGCAGGCUAUGUCUGCAAGUGUCCUCCACAGUUCUCUGGGAAGCACUGUGAAGAAGGAAGGGAAAACUGCACGUCUAUACCCUGCCUGGGAGGUGGUACCUGCAUCUCCUCCCCGAAAGGAGCUUCCUGUAACUGCCCUUACCCUUACACGGGAGACAGGUGUGAAAUGGAGGCAAGAGGUUGCUUGGAAGGACACUGCCUGGUCACUCCUGAGAUUGAAAGAGGGGACUGGUGGCAGCAGGUGAUACUGAUCACCACAGGGGUAGUAUCAUCCAUCUUUUUCAUUGGGAUCAUUGUUGUGCUCCUCCUCUACUGCCGCCAUCGCAAGUCUCACAAGCCCAUAGCCAUGGAGGACCCAGACCUCCUGGCCAGGAGUGUUGGUGUUGACACCCAAGCCAUGCCUGCCAUUGAGCUCAACCCCCUGAGCACCAGCUCCUGCAAUGACUUGAAUCAAGAAGAGCCCAGCAAGGCUUCAGUCCCGAAUGAACUUGUCACCUUUGGACCCAGCUCUAAACAACGGCCAAUGGUCUGCAGUGUGCCUCCCAGACUCCCACCUGCUGCGGUUCCUUCUAACUCUGACAAUGAGCCCAUCAUCAAGAGGACCUGGUCAGGAGAGGACAUGGUGUACCCCGGUGGAGCUGCAGUCUGGUCCCCUACUUACUCCAGGAAGGAACGCUGGGAGUACCCCCACACUGAAGUGACCCAGGGCCCUCUGCCGCCCUCACCUCACCGCCAUCCAACCCCAGCCAUGAUGCCAGAACCCAUUGGUCUCUAUGGGGGCUUCCCCUUCCCACUGGGACUGGAAAGCAAGCGGGCCCCCCUCCCACCCCGUUACAGCAACCAGAACCUGGAAGAUCUUAUGCCCCCACGGCCCCCUAGCCCCCGGGAGCACCUGCUCGACCCCUGUCUCAACGAGUACACAGCCAUCAGCUACUACCACUCCCAGUGUCUGCAGGGAGGGGGAGGGCCCUGCCUGGCAGAGGGGGGCUACAAGGGAGUGAGCAUGCGGCUCAGCCGUGCUGGGCCCUCUUACGCUGACUGUGAGGUGGGGGGUGGGACUUCCACAGGCCGGAGCCAGCCCCAUGCACCCCCCCACUAUGAGGGCUCUGACAUGGUGGAGAGUGACUACGGGAGCUGUGAGGAGGUCAUGUUUUAG